ACGACAAUGGCCACCCUGCAGAACACAGCCAUGGUCAAGUCCCUGCUGCUGGUGAUGCUGGGGCUCACCCUCCUGCAGGACACGGCAGCUCAGAUAACCCCCAAAGCAGAGGAUGCUGCCCUUUGCCCUCCUCUGGAGGACAAUAGCGUAAGGGUUGACAUUCACAUCCUCAAUCAAAACCAGGGUGUUCACAUCGCACAUGACUUCCAGAACCGCUCCAACUCCCCCUGGGAUUACAACAUCACCCGGGACCCCCACCGGUUCCCCUCUGAGAUUGCAGAGGCCCAGUGCAGGUUCUCAGGCUGCGUCAAUGCCGAGGGGAAGGAAGACAGCUCCAUGAACUCCGUUCCCAUCCAGCAAGAGUUCCUGAUCCUCCGGAGGGAAGCCCAGGGCUGCUCUCAUUCCUUCCAGCUGGAGAAGAUGAGGGUGACUGUUGGCUGCACCUGCGCCACCCCCAUCGUCCGCUAUGCACGUGGCUUGAGCGCUACACAUCAGCUCAGCUGA
This is a messenger RNA of Hipposideros armiger (great roundleaf bat), 504 nucleotides long. It is a transcript of the gene IL17F, whose product is annotated as interleukin 17F. The record is from RefSeq and is a predicted model, not a curated record. NCBI's taxonomy places the organism in Eukaryota, Metazoa, Chordata, Mammalia, Chiroptera, Hipposideridae. Gene Ontology annotation, biological process: inflammatory response. Bases 7 to 504 code for a protein of 165 amino acids. The transcript is spliced from 3 exons. Gene Ontology annotation, cellular component: extracellular region. Gene Ontology annotation, molecular function: cytokine activity.